Dreissena polymorpha is the source of this 1584-nucleotide messenger RNA. RefSeq names its product probable peroxisomal membrane protein PEX13. The transcript is spliced from 4 exons. Gene Ontology annotation, molecular function: protein binding. Gene Ontology annotation, cellular component: peroxisomal membrane; peroxisomal importomer complex; peroxisome. Lineage: Eukaryota; Metazoa; Mollusca; Bivalvia; Myida; Dreissenidae. Bases 148 to 1512 code for a protein of 454 amino acids. The record is from RefSeq and is a predicted model, not a curated record. Gene Ontology annotation, biological process: protein import into peroxisome matrix, docking.
UGUCAACAACAACCAGGAAGUGACGAUUACCUGUUACACUUGGAAUACUUCUGACUAUAUAUUGACUGGUUUUGAAUAAUUGUAUACAUAAUGGUCGACGAUAUUGUAAAACUUGUGUAGCCAGUCUAUCAUGUCAGAAAAACAGAAAUGGCUUCGCCACCAAAACCUUGGGAAAGACCAGGCAUUAACAAACAAUCGGAUGAUAUAACCCCGUCUUCAUUCAUGUCAGGACCAGCUCCGUCAUCAUAUGGACUGGGAUCAUCACUGUCGGGUUUAUCACCAACAACAGGUGGUGGGGACGCCCCUCCCCCAGUCCCAUCACGUUCUCCCACAUUAGGAUACUCCAGUUAUUCUCCUGGAAAUGGUUACGGGGGAUCCUACAGCAGUCCAUACAGCUAUGGAGGUGGUGGCAUGUACAGCAGCCCUUACAGCAGCAUGUACGGAGGGUACAGCUCUGGAAUGUAUGGAUCCAGUAUGUACGGCGGAGGCUAUGGUGGAUAUGGGAUGAACCGAUACGGCUAUGGUGCACAAAAUAAUGAAUACAAUUCCUUUGCAAGAAUGGCUGAAGAAAGUUCACGGCCUGCCUUUCAGUCAAUUGAGAGCAUAGUUGGUGCUUUUUCUUCUGUGAGCAUGAUGUUAGACUCGACGUUUCAAGCGGUGUUCAAUUCAUUUCGAGCUGUGAUAGGAGUUGCUGACAACUUCAGCAGAAUGAAGACUCAAUUUGCUCAAAUAUUUUCUGCAUUCGCACUAUUUAGAACAAUAAGAUACAUGUACAGAAAGUUGUUGGUGUUGUUACGUUUAAGACCUCAAGGAUUUGCAGAAGAAGCCUGGACAGAAGCCGGGGACACUGUGACACAGGGCCUUGGAACUCCUGGGCCAGGCAAAGGAAAGAGCAGCUGGCCAGUGCUGAUGUUCUUUGCAAUCAUCAUGGGCGGACCAUGGCUUAUAUGGAAAUUUUUGCAGUCCACUUUUGCUGGUCAAGGUGUUGGCCAAGGCUGGGCAACAGGAGAAGAAGACCACUUUGUGGGUAAAACCCUGUACAACUUCCAGGCCCAGAGCAAUGAUGAGCUGUCUUUCCAGGCUGGUGCAAACAUCCACAUAGCUCCAAAAGAGAUGCAGCCAAGAGUGAAAGGUUGGCUCCUUGGGAGCAUUGAUGGCAAGACUGUUGGCCUGGUCCCAGCAAACUAUAUUAAGGUCCUUGGUAAGCGUAGAGGAACCAAAGUUUCUAACUAUCCUGUGAAUAAUGAACUGGAAACAUUCAGCGAUCAAAGUCAGGCUGGAAAAUCAAAUAUAAAUUCAGUCUCCAGUCUUAGUCAACCAUCAGUGCAAUCUGGUGCAGAAGCCAUAGGACUACACCAGUCACCAAGUGCUGUGAACUUUGAAAACCAAAUUCAGACUGAGUUUACUAGGGAGAGAAGUAUUCAAAACAUGGACUCAACCCUGCUAAACAAUUCUAGCCCAUUGGAUCAGGUUCCUGAAUUGCCAGAAGUUUACCAAAAUGACAAGGCAUAAUAUUUAGCCAUUUCAUUUUGGUGAUAGCAGUUGUAUUGUAUAAUUCUAAUAUUAAAGUGUAAAAUACGUGAA